Molecule: messenger RNA, 3479 nt
Organism: Oryza sativa Japonica Group (Japanese rice)
Lineage: Eukaryota; Viridiplantae; Streptophyta; Magnoliopsida; Poales; Poaceae
Product: ribonucleases P/MRP protein subunit POP1
Biological process (GO): tRNA 5'-leader removal
Cellular component (GO): nucleolar ribonuclease P complex; ribonuclease MRP complex
Source: RefSeq, a predicted model, not a curated record
CUCUCCCGCUAGCCAAAAAAAAAAAAAGAAAAAGAAAAUUCCUCUCCGAUGGCCGGCGUUCCCCCGCCGCCGCGGCAGCUCGACGUGCGGCGCUUCGCGGCGGCUCGAGCCGGCGAGCUCCGUUCCCUCCACGAAUCCGUAUCCGCCCGCCUCGCCGGCCGCUUGACGCAGCCCCGCUCCGCGCGCCGCCGCACCACGGGCCACCUCCCCUCCAACAAGCGCCGCCGCCGCCGAAGCCGGGAUGCCGAGGCGGCCGACGGUACGGAGGAGGAGGAGGGAAGGCCCUCGAGGAGGGUGAGGCGGCGGCGGGAGCUCGCGGGCAACACCGCGGAGGGGUUCUCCGCCGCCGGCGACGGCGCGCGGCGGCUGCGCACGCACCUGUGGCACGCCAAGAGGUUCUCCAUGGAGAGGCGGUGGGGAUUCGUCUUGCCCAUCGGUGCCCAUGGGAGAGGAAGGGGUUCAAGAACUGUUCUGAAGUGGCUCAAAAAUGGAACAGUUGUUCAUGAUGCUAGCUACUUCACUCCAGUUGAGCUAGAUGGUCCAGAGGACUCCCUGUUAUCGAUUGUCAGAAUGGUUCUGCAUCCAUCUCCUCAAGAUAAAACUCCUGGCUUGAAGCAUCUGCAUGGUCAAGUUAUGCGAGGUGUUUGCUAUGAGAAUGCUAUGCUUUGCCGUGUUGGGUGUCCUCACCUCGAAAUUGUUGGGCCGGUGACAUACAUGUGGCGUCCAUUUUUAAGGGAGGGUGGUGAAUUGGAGACUGAAGAUGUAGAUUUGUCCAAUUCUCAAAUUAUAUCUGAUGAAAGAAAUUCUUUACGGCGCCAAUUAUGGAUAUGGAUCCACCCUUCUGCUCUCAGUGAAGGGCUUGAAACAUUAAGAGCCGCUUGUCAUCAACAGAUGCAAGAAUCUGGUGACACAAUCAGUUGUUGCUCACUGGAGGGGAAAAUGGCAAGAUUAGAAGUCAUGGGAAGCAAUGCUAUGCAAUCUCUUAAGAGUAUAUUGAAGCCAGUUAGCAAUCCAAGUAUAUCCACCAAGCUAGUUAAUAAAAAUAAUGUGACUACAUCAACUGAUCCUCUGUAUUGCUCUACUGGCUCUCAUCUUUUGAAAAGAUCUGUUUUUGAUAAUGCUGACAUUCUUCAGUCUGGUGCUAUACUAUCCAUGAUAGUCCAUGACCCCAGAGAUAAUUCAGUCGAGGGAACAGAUUCUUCUAAAACAGUUUCCCUGGACCAGAAUAACCAACUCAUGGAGGAAUACCAAGUUCCAAAUGCUGAUGAGACACCAUCAGGGAUUGGGAAUAUUUUGUCAUCGAUAUGGCUGAACCCAGGAAAUCACGAUUUGGCCCUUUCAGACUGUAGAGAAUUGUGGGAUUCCAGCCUUAAGAUAAAUCCUCCUGUGGAUGAGAAAAUUCUUUGUAUGGAGAAACACCACAGACGUAUGAAGUUUUUCUGCCUUGAUUCUGGAAAUGAUCAAGGACAAACAAGUCAAGAGAAGGAUUCCAUUGGUCGAUCCUGUCCUGUUAUUCUUCUGAAACAUGCAAAAGGCAGUCUGAUCUCUGUAGGGUGGUCUGUUAUUCUACCUUUGAGUUGGGUAAAACCUUUCUGGUUUUAUCUUGUAUCUCAUGGUGCACAUGCUAUUGGCUUAAGAGAGAGACGGUGGAUAGCCUCAAAGCUCAAGAUGCCAUGCUUCCCUUAUGAUUAUCCAGACAGCAAAGCCUAUUCAUUAUUUAUGGCUGAAGAGGCUGCUGUUCUCGAUAAAGCUACCAACUGCCGCCCUUCUUCCAUGAGACCUCCAAGGGUUCCUGUACCACCUUUAUGGCAUUGUGUCAUUGCUAGUUUUCGUAAAGGAGAUGGCAUACUGAGCAAUCUUGAAGAUGACUUAAAGAGCGUCGCUACAGUAUUAUCUGAAAGUAUCCCAGUAAAUUCCAACUCUGGUGAUGCAGAAUCAUCACCAACAAGUGCUCCUACAUCCUUCCAACUACUUGUGCCAAGAACCAUCCAAGUGUUGAGACAGUAUGUGAAAAAAAUUGAUGAGAAGUAUUUGAAUUCAUCUGACAUGGAAGCAGUUACUGGCAAGUCCAGUCUAGUUUCUGGUGAUAAUGUGAAAACGGGAUGCUCUAUAAACAGAUUAUGUCUUGUAAGGGUGCUGAUUAGAGCAUUUAAGGAAGGUUCUUUUGAAGAGGGUGCUGUUGUUUGUGCCCCACUCCCAUCAGAUCUUUCAGCCUGGAACCGGAAGACCAGAUCAGAAGAGGAGGAAGAAGAAUGUCUAGAAAAAUGGGAACUCCAGCUCCCUCAAUCCCAUGUAAGUUCUUAUUUCUCUUGGCUGGAUCCUAGCACCAGCAAUCUCCAGCUGCCAAACGGCGAUUCUACACGAAAGGCAUUCAGAUGGCCGAUAGGCUUCGUCACGACGGGUUUUGUCCAUGGAAGUAGUGGGCAAGAUGCUGUUGCAGUUGCCUUCUGCGAAGCAAAGCUUCUCGCGGUGUUGAGGCGGCAGCAAUGGAGGACACAUGAAAGUCUGAAGCGCAAAGACAUCUGUGUCCUUGUAAGGAAUGCAAGAUCAGCGGCAUACCGACGAGCACUCGCAACAAUUGUCCUGGAGCAGCAAGAGGAUGACCUUAAGUUUCUCUAGUCUGUAAACCUUAAGCUGCUUAUUUAUCAAUGUUGUAAUUUUUUGUUCAGAAUCUUUUACAGCUGUCUGAUUCAUGUUCGAGGAGUGAGAAGCAACAGGGUGGCAAACUUCCAACUCCCCAGUAAAAUGUGAAUCCUUUUUUAUCCCUUCAUAAAUCAGUUGUCACAUGGAGUCUGGGCCCACAUGUCUGGUUGUGUCCUCUCCUUUCUUCACGGCAAAUGCAUGAAGGGGUGUUGGUUGCAACUUGCAAGUCACCGGCCAGCAUUGCCCCCUAUUUUGCCGGGAAAAUUGUCCGGGAACAACCUGACCUCUCAUUUCCCGCCAAAUAAAGCCAGCCCUCUCCUUUCCCCUCCCUAUUCAAAUACAUCUCCUUCACUUGCUUCCUCCCUUGCAGAUUUUCAAACACCACCCCCCUACCCCAAACAUGUCUUCAAGGAUCCCGACGAGGGCGAACCUCACCCUCGCCGCCCUCCUCAUCCUCCUCACCGUCGCCGCCACCACCGUGCCCCUCGCAUCGGCGAAGUGCACCGUGAAGAACAAACCCGAAGGCAAGGUGGAGAAACCCGGUGGCACGGACGCGGGCUUGGGCUUGGCGGCGGCCCACAUUUCACCGGAGAAGAAUGCCGGGUUCACCAGCGGCUUAAACCACCGAUGAGGUCCUGUCUUCGCUCGUGGCGCCGCCGUCAUCAGCCGAUCGAUAGGACGGCCUCCUAAUUAAGCCUUGUAUUCCUUCAGAAAACAAAAGCUGUUUUUUCUUUCUGUUUUUGAUAAAUUAGUUUUUACUAGGAAAAAUGACUAUGCGUUGUAACGGGUGAAGGUUAUUUUAAUUUUAUUAUUGUUAUACGGUUUAGUUAAGAGAA